This is a messenger RNA of Choloepus didactylus (southern two-toed sloth), 1543 nucleotides long. RefSeq names its product tubulin alpha-1D chain. Bases 139 to 1497 code for a protein of 452 amino acids. NCBI's taxonomy places the organism in Eukaryota, Metazoa, Chordata, Mammalia, Pilosa, Megalonychidae. Gene Ontology annotation, molecular function: structural constituent of cytoskeleton; GTP binding. The transcript has 4 exons. Gene Ontology annotation, cellular component: cytoplasm; microtubule. Gene Ontology annotation, biological process: microtubule cytoskeleton organization; mitotic cell cycle. The record is from RefSeq and is a predicted model, not a curated record.
GUUUCUAACAACAGUCCCCCCCAGAGAGCCGGGCAGAGGGUAUAAGGAGGCCAGCAGGCUGUGGAUCUCACAGAUCCGUCCCUGCCUUCCCUCCAGCAGCAGGCACAGGCAGCCCCAGGCAGCCGCCUCCCAGGAAGCAUGCGUGAAUGCAUCUCCGUCCACGUGGGGCAGGCUGGCGUGCAGAUUGGAAAUGCCUGCUGGGAGCUCUACUGUUUGGAACAUGGCAUUCAACCAGAUGGGCAGAUGCCCAGCGACAAGACCAUCGGGGGAGGGGACGACUCCUUCAACACCUUCUUUAGUGAAACUGGGGCUGGAAAACAUGUGCCCCAGGCAGUGUUCGUGGAUCUGGAACCCACUGUGAUUGAUGAGGUUCGGACCGGCACAUACCGCCAGCUCUUCCACCCGGAGCAGCUCAUCACAGGCAAGGAGGACGCUGCCAACAACUAUGCCCGAGGCCACUACACCAUCGGAAAGGAGCUCAUUGACCUGGUGCUGGACCGGAUUCGGAAGCUGGCUGAUCAGUGCACGGGACUCCAAGGAUUCCUCAUCUUCCACAGCUUUGGAGGGGGCACAGGCUCUGGCUUCACCUCACUCCUGAUGGAGCGGCUCUCCGUGGACUAUGGCAAGAAGUCCAAGCUGGAGUUCUCCAUCUACCCAGCCCCCCAGAUUUCCACAGCUGUGGUCGAGCCCUAUAACUCCAUCCUGACCACCCAUACCACCCUGGAGCACUCAGACUGUGCCUUCAUGGUGGACAACGAGGCCAUCUAUGACAUCUGCCGCCGAAACCUGGACAUUGAGCGCCCAACUUAUACCAACCUCAACCGCCUCAUCGGCCAAAUUGUCUCCUCCAUCACAGCCUCCCUGCGCUUUGACGGGGCCCUCAACGUGGACCUGACAGAGUUCCAGACCAACCUGGUGCCCUACCCCCGCAUCCACUUCCCCCUGGCUACCUACGCACCCGUCAUCUCUGCAGAGAAGGCCUACCAUGAACAGCUUUCAGUGGCGGAGAUCACCAACGCCUGCUUUGAGCCUGCCAACCAGAUGGUGAAGUGUGACCCCCGUCAUGGCAAGUACAUGGCCUGCUGCCUGCUGUACCGUGGAGACGUGGUACCCAAGGAUGUCAAUGCCGCCAUCGCCACCAUCAAAACCAAGCGCACCAUCCAAUUCGUGGACUGGUGCCCCACGGGCUUCAAGGUUGGUAUCAACUACCAGCCACCCACUGUGGUGCCUGGGGGUGACCUGGCCAAGGUGCAGCGUGCCGUGUGCAUGCUGAGCAACACGACCGCCAUAGCUGAGGCCUGGGCCCGCCUGGACCACAAGUUCGACCUGAUGUAUGCCAAGAGGGCGUUUGUGCACUGGUAUGUGGGUGAAGGCAUGGAAGAGGGUGAGUUCUCUGAGGCCCGGGAAGAUAUGGCUGCUCUGGAGAAGGAUUACGAGGAAGUGGGCAUGGAUAGUGUGGAGGGGGAGGGAGAGGAGGAGGAAGGGGAUGAAUACUAGAUGAGUCCUGGGUGUUCAUCCUAAAUAAAGUGCAGGGCUUACUGUC